AUGCGAGGAGGCAUCGGCCAAUUUUCUUACCGGCUCGACAUCCGUGAUAAUGUCAUCAUUGUUACGCCGAAUACGCAUCCCAACGAAACGUCUGUCCUCUUCCUUCUCUUCUUCCUGUGCAUCGCCGUCGUCGUCCUCGCGUUCGUUGCACUGCUUUGCAUCAGCUGCCGGGUGAGGAAGAUAAAUAAGCACAGCAACUUGCAAAACUCGCCGUUGCAAUCCCCCCACGUGGUGCCAGGCAGCAGUCCCCAAGUGCAGCUAAUGUCUACUACUGUCACCAUCACUGAGCCGGUCCCCGCUCGGCUGAAGCGGCCUAAACCGAUCAUGCCUAAGUCGAUGACGAGGCGUGACGAGGUGCGUGGCCAGCAGCGCCGACAGCGAUACGACUCCAGCGAUCAGCGAGCCAUGCACGCGAUUCACGCUUACGAAGGACAUUACGCCAGAGAAAAUCGAAAGGAUCACGAAGGGCGCGAGGCUUGA
Sporothrix schenckii 1099-18 is the source of this 480-nucleotide messenger RNA. RefSeq lists its product as uncharacterized. The record is from RefSeq and is a predicted model, not a curated record. The transcript has a single exon. Lineage: Eukaryota; Fungi; Ascomycota; Sordariomycetes; Ophiostomatales; Ophiostomataceae. The coding region runs from base 1 to 480 and encodes 159 amino acids.